AUCUGUUGCCGAGGAUUUACCAAUACUUGAGAACUCUUGUCUUCAACAGGCAGCACCUUCACCUUUUGACUACAUCCUCUGUACACUCGAAAGACUGUUACUUGAGGACCCUUAUAAACGACAUUCUCACUGUUUAUUCAUCAAGCUGCCUUCAAUAAUAUCAACGAAAGGCGUGGCAUCUGCCCGCAAGAAUUUAAUAAAGUCUCUUUCCAACGAAUCAACUUCUCCCAAAACGGCUUCAAAAACCGAUUCCAACAAGGAGCAAUAUCUAACUCAUCAAAGGAGUUGUUCGAUGGAACCUUCAGUGAUGACUCCCGAGGAUAACCUCAAUGGUAUAAUUCCUGGCUUCCAGCGCCCACCCGAGAUUUGUGUCGAUUACCUCUCGCACGAUUGGAAAGUGGAGGAUGAUAUCUGGACUUCGUGGAAAGUAAUGUCAAAGCAGAAGAAGGAAAUUGAUAACGGCGUUCGGCUCGAGAACGCUUCGUGGAGAACCUGGGCUAAACAAAAAUACAAACUUAAAACUGUCAAUCCCGAGUUGCUCAAUUGGCACAAAGAUAGCGAUGUGACGUGGUUGUACGGACCUUUGCACACCGCUUGGCUGCCUCGCAAGAAGGAGGAUGAACAAAAAUUGUCAACCGCCACCGUGAAUGAAUAUAACUUGAGUUCGGGUUGUCACAAAUCAUGCUUAAAAAAGAAGUCAAUAUCCGAGAUACUGUGUCCUCCGGUCAAGGGUAAAUAUCCAUCGUUGGUGGCGAGCAACUCGGAUACCCAGCUGUAUCAAAAGAAUCAAAACGACGACGGUGAUAGCGACUGUGACAGCGCCUCAACUUGUUCUUCAGUAUCUGGACCCACCACGCCGGUAACCGGUCCCACCAAAUCUAUUAUGUUGUCGACUAGUCGCAGGGAUCAAUCUCCGCCGCGACAUCACAUUCGAUUUAAUGAUCAAGUUGAACAAUGUAUCGCGGUUGAUUCGACUGAUGGAGAUGACGAUCAACCUAACGCCUCAGACUCGGAAAGCAGCAGCGAUGAUGGUUUAGAGAUGAAGAUAAGUCGAAAGAAGAGGAAGGAUCGUAGGACAAUAUUCAAGUUAGCUCCCACAAAGUUAAAGUAUGACAGGCUGUGUAACAAUGAGUAUUCGGCUUUGUACACGCGGCGUAAGCCCGCGGAUUCCUCUAAUUCGGCUUCAUCUACGCCUCCCGCAAC
Acaulospora colombiana is the source of this 1203-nucleotide messenger RNA. The record is from the annotation of a GenBank genome assembly. Lineage: Eukaryota; Fungi; Glomeromycota; Glomeromycetes; Diversisporales; Acaulosporaceae.